Molecule: messenger RNA, 1983 nt
Organism: Danio aesculapii
Lineage: Eukaryota; Metazoa; Chordata; Actinopteri; Cypriniformes; Danionidae
Gene: pnpla4
Product: patatin-like phospholipase domain containing 4
Exons: 7
Coding region: 93-851 (252 amino acids)
Biological process (GO): triglyceride catabolic process; lipid homeostasis
Cellular component (GO): cytoplasm; lipid droplet; membrane
Molecular function (GO): retinyl-palmitate esterase activity; triacylglycerol lipase activity
Source: RefSeq, a predicted model, not a curated record
GCUUUAUUGUGCACGUGCUUUGCUAUGUUGUCAAACAAACGCAAAGUACGAACUACAGUGCAAUAAAGCGCCCAAUCAUUUAAACAGGUGUGAUGGUGGUGAAUUUCUCGUUUGCUGCGGCUGGGUUUUUAGGAGCUUAUCAUCUCGGUGUAGCAAAGGCGUUACUGAAGCAUGGAGAUAAACUGCUGUCCUCUUUAAAAGCCUGUGCUGGAGCUUCAGCUGGUGCUUUAGUGGCCGCUAUGAUGAUCACUGCUCCUGAUAAACUGCAGCAUUGUAAGGAAUUCACCUACAGGUUUGCCAGUAAUGUAAGAAGUCAGAGGUUUGGAGCGGUGACACCUGGAUAUGACUUCAUGCUUGAACUGAGGGAGGGCAUCGAACAGAUUCUCCCACCCAGUGCGCACCAGUUAGCCAAUGAACGCCUCCACGUUUCAAUAACACACUCAAAAACGCACAAGAACAGCAUGGUGUCCAGCUUCACCUCCAGGGAAGAUCUCAUUAAGGUGCUCUUGGCCAGCUGUUUCGUGCCUGUCUAUGCUGGAGUGAAGCCAGUGGAGUUCCAAGGGCAGAAAUGGAUAGAUGGGGGUUUCACAGACAGCCUUCCUAUUCUUCCUGUGGGACGCACAAUCACAGUGUCACCUUUUAGUGGCCCUCAGGAUAUUUCCCCAGAGCACAAGGGCAAGAGUAAGAUUCACCUCAGACUAGCCAACAUGAGUGUUGUGUUCUCAAAGGAAAACAUCAUAAGGCUGAACGAAGCGCUGUUUCCUCCUCCAUUACCCAGACUAAAGGCACUGGAGCAAGAGGGAUACCAAGAUGCUCUUCAGUUUUUGAAGAAAGAAAAAUGGAUGCAAUAACUGAUUUACACAUUUGUAGCACUUUCAGCACCUCGACUGUCAGAAAUGUGGCAUAUUGACACCAUUUAAAGACAAUUUUUCUCAGCCGUUCCUUUGGGGUGUGCAGUAUUUUUCAGUGUAAUAACCGUACUUGGACUUGGGCUUUUUUCGUUUUAAGAAUGAAAGCAGACGCCAUACAGUACAUUAUGUAUUUCAGGAGGCUGAAUGAUCAGUCAUUUUCUGGUACUUUAAAAUAACUCAAAUGCUCUCCGUCAAGAGCCAAAACUAUACUCAGAACACACUGUGUUAUUUAAGAAUGACUUAAUGAAGUGUUUACAUAUUUCUGUAACCCCUUCUGUUGGAAUUUGUCCAUAAUUCUCUUUAAGACGUAAUCAAUCCCAAGACCAACAAUGCACCCCUUUGCCGCACAUAUCAAUGCAGGGUUUCUGUGGGUCCUUGAGGACAAGCAUGAAGAACAAGCCUUUAAAGUAAAGCACAGGAGAAGCUGUUUGAACUCCACCAGUCUCUUCACCUCUCAGAACAUCCGCUUUACUCACUUGAUUCCCCGAGAGCGUUCUGAUCAUUUUUUCUGCCUGUGAGAAUAACGUCUCCCUGGGGAAGGUUUGAGGAUUAGCAAAGGCUUGUGGGUAUUUGUGAUCUGGCGGUGUAGAGAGAAACAGUGAGAGCUGACGCACACAGCAGAAGCUCAUACUAGUUGACGUAUUAUGGAAUAAUAGUCGAUUUUUGCAAUCAAGUAGCAAUUUUAUAGACUUUUAUUGAUCUAGAGCAGUUCGAGUUGUCAAGAGAUAAAAAGAUGAUAAGAACUGCUUAUGUGAAAGUACAUCAGUUGUAAUUGGUCUUCAUUAAAAGCAAGAGGAAUUUUAUAAGCUGAGCACCAUUAGCUUGAUAAAGAUAGAUUGUUCAGCGUUUAACUCUGCGGCAGCACAGAACAUUUACAUCAGUCUUUAAAUGUAUGACACACACGUUCGCAUGUGCUCAGUUGAUCUAUGAAAAGUAGGAAAAUUAUAUGGUUAUCACUGCAUCAGUUUUCUCAUAUAUCAUGUGUGUGUGUUUUUUUUCUUUAGUUCUCCUGUGAAAGUGAAAUCGGUUUUCAAAUAUUUAUCCCUAUAAUAGCCAACUUAUUUAUUUUCAA